Molecule: messenger RNA, 2433 nt
Organism: Lottia gigantea (owl limpet)
Lineage: Eukaryota; Metazoa; Mollusca; Gastropoda; Lottiidae
Exons: 14
Coding region: 1-2433 (810 amino acids)
Biological process (GO): pericentric heterochromatin formation; DNA methylation-dependent constitutive heterochromatin formation; negative regulation of gene expression via chromosomal CpG island methylation
Cellular component (GO): pericentric heterochromatin; nucleus
Molecular function (GO): chromatin binding; ATP-dependent chromatin remodeler activity; ATP binding
Source: RefSeq, a predicted model, not a curated record
AUGGUAAGCAAUCCAGAACCUGAAGACCAGAUUAUUCUGACGUCUGCUAUGAUGGCAGAAGAGGCUCGACUAGAAGAUGAAGGGGAGAAAAAAGAAAGGGAGAUAAUGGAGAAACAUGAACAGGAAAUGACUCAAGAUGAACAGGCAGAGAAGUACCGUAAAUUACAAUAUCUACUGACUAAAAGUAACAUGUAUACCGAAUACCUCAUAGAUAGAAUGAAACAACAAAAAGAAUCGAAGAAAGCUCGUGAAGAAAAGCGUUUAAAAAGAUUGGGUAACAAAAAAGCACAAGAAGAAAAACAGAAAGAUGAAAAGAAACAGAAAGGAAAGAAGUCAAGGCUGGAGGAAAUGACUGAAAUUGCAGCAGAAAGUUCACCAUUGUCAUCUCCAAAAUCUGUUAAAUCUCAAGUUUUAUCUCAAUCAUCUCAGAAAAAUAUCAAAUCAUCAUCUCAAACUCUUGACACACCUAAAUCAUCAUCAUCAGUAAAACUCAGGAACUCUCCACGCAUAUCCAAUGCUCAAGCAGACGAUAAAGAAGAUGAAAAGCGUAUUAUUAAUGGAGAAGAAGUAUUAGAUAAUCAACCUGUAUUGUUUACUGGUGGUGUUUUACGUCAAUAUCAAAUAGAUGGUUUCAACUGGCUAGAGAUGUUAUAUGAGAAUGGUAUUAAUGGUAUACUUGCUGAUGAGAUGGGUCUGGGUAAAACUGUUCAGUGUGUAGCUAUUAUUGGUCAUUUAGUUAAUAUGGGUAUUGUUGGUCCAUUCUUAGUAGUUGGUCCACUGUCAACAUUACCAAACUGGUUUUCUGAGUUCAAAAGAUUUACACCAAAGGUACCAGUAAUCCUGUACCAUGGUACUAAAGAAGAGAGAGCUGGUAUGAGAUCUAAGAUACGUAAGAAAGUUAUUAUAAGAGAGGGUGUAGCUGUCAGACCUGUGGUGAUAACAUCCUAUGAAAUAUCUAUGAUAGAUAAAGGUUUCAUGUCAAAACAAGAAUGGAAAUAUUUGAUAGUAGAUGAAGGACAUAGAAUUAAAAACAGUCAAUGUAGACUAAUCAAAGAAUUACGAACCUAUGACUCUACACAUAGAUUAUUACUAACUGGUACACCACUACAGAAUAAUCUAGCAGAGUUAUGGUCCUUGUUAAACUUCUUACUACCAGAAAUAUUUGAUGAUCUUGGUAGUUUUGAAUCCUGGUUUGAUAUACAGAAUAUCAGUGAUGAUGCUGCCAAUGAGAAAAUUAUAGCAGAAGAAAAAGAGAAUAAUAUCUUAUCUAUGUUACAUCAGAUUUUGAGACCAUUUAUGUUACGUCGACUGAAAACUGAUGUUGAUUUAUUAAUACCUCCAAAAAAAGAAAUCCUAGUUUAUGCACCAAUGACAGCAGAACAACAAGAAAUGUACAGAUAUACAGUCGAUAAAACAAUUUUACAGAAAAUAGAGGAGAAAAAUAAAGAAGUGAUAGAAUAUAAUGAGGCUGGAAGACCUAAGAGAAAAUCAGCUGGUAAAGUGAAUUAUGGGCUGAUGUUAGAGAAUCAGAUAGAGAGUGAUUUAUUGGAUGGUAACAAAAGUAGAAAACAAGCUAAAGCUGAAGAGAAUGAUGAAGAAGAAUUAGAAGCCUGGGCUAAAAAAUCACAAGUAACAGUGAGACUACAGAAUAUUAUGAUGCAGUUAAGAAAAUGUUGUAAUCAUCCGUAUCUAUUAGAACAUCCUAUAGAUCAGGAGACUGGAGAUUUAAAACUAGAUGAAUGUAUUAUUAAUAAAUCAGGUAAAAUGAUGGUACUAGAUAAAAUGUUAGCUGAAUUAAAGAAGAGAGGCCAUAAGGUGUUAGUAUUUAGUCAGAUGACUAAGAUGAUGGAUUUACUAGAAGAUUUCUGUAUGAUAAGAGACUAUAAUUACUGUAGAUUAGAUGGUAAUUCUAAAAUGCAGGAAAGAAAAGAACAGAUGGAAUCGUUCAAUGAUCCUGAUGGUGAUAUGUUUGUAUUUUUAUUAAGUACUAGAGCUGGUGGUUUAGGUAUCAAUUUAACUGGUGCUGAUACUUGUAUUAUCUAUGACAGUGAUUGGAAUCCUCAAUGUGAUCUACAAGCUCAAGAUAGAUGUCAUAGAAUAGGACAGACUAGGCCAGUAGUAGUCUACAGAUUUAUAACUGUCAAUACCAUAGAUCAGAAAAUAGUAGAACGAGCAGCUGCCAAACGAAAACUGGAAAAAAUGGUUAUACAUAAAGGAAAAUUUAAGAAAGGUAUAACAGAAGAGUCAACAGUAGAAAUGAAACCAAUGAGUGCAGAAGAACUAUUAUCAUUAUUAGAGUCUAAGGAUCAUUGUUCUAUUAUGAGUGGUAAUGAAGGAUCAUCUAUAGACCAAGAGGAUCUAGAAAAGUUACUAGAUAGGUCUGACCUUUAUGAAAAGUGGCAACAGCAAAGGGAAGCUGCAGAAGGUCAGUAG